Molecule: messenger RNA, 906 nt
Organism: Cryptomeria japonica (Japanese cedar)
Lineage: Eukaryota; Viridiplantae; Streptophyta; Pinopsida; Cupressales; Cupressaceae
Product: dirigent protein 23
Exons: 1
Coding region: 48-659 (203 amino acids)
Source: RefSeq, a predicted model, not a curated record
AAGAACUUGCAUCCUCAUUAGUUUCAGGCAUCUCAAUCUUCUUCCAUAUGUAUUUCUUCAGAGGAAGAAAAAACUCUGAAAUCAUGGGGCUAAGGAAUUCUCUGUCGCCAACUGUAAUGCUUAUAUUGAGGAUGUUGAUCAUUUGCUUUUGCUUCAACAGUCUGAAUGCCAAUGCUGGGUACCAUACUAAGUUCAUGUUGAAGGAGAAGGUGACCCAUUUGGAGUUUUAUAUGCAUGAUACUCCUAUGGGGAAGAAUGUAACAGCAGUUCAAGUGGCACCAGAGAAGCCUUUGAACUUUUCUGCUGGGAGUUCCUUUUUUGGCCCAGUGUAUGUUAUUGAUGAUGCCCUAACUAAGAGCCCUCACCCCAAUUCAAGAUUGUUGGGGAGAGCCCAGGGAAUGUAUGUAAUGUCAUCAAUGGGAGAAGUGAGCCUGCUCAUGGCUCUCACUUAUUCUAUAGACAGUGGGAGGUACAAGGGCAGCUCUCUGAGCGUUGUGGGGAAGAACAUGGUGUUGAGAGAACAGAGGGAGCUGCCAAUUGUGGGAGGAAGUGGGCACUUCAGGAUGGCCAGAGGUUAUGCAUUUGCUCACACUAUUUCAGUUCAAGGGCCUAAUGCUGUUAUUGGGUACAAUGUCACCGUCUUCCAUUAUGGGAAAUAGGUGUGCCCAAAACACACCCCUGUUAUUUGUCAUGUAUCUCCUAGGAGGAAAUUGUUAUAAGGGCAUGAUCCAUAUUUGGCAACAUUGAAAUUGUCUCUGCUUCUUCACAUUUUACUGGGACAGGGAGUUACUCCCUCUCAACAGUCUAGGGUGGGCUGCAGACAAUAAAUAGCAUUAAGAAUUGUACUCUCUUUGAAGAAUCACUUAAUGCUUAAUCUAAACACAAUUUUCCUGUUAAUGGGCAUUG